This is a messenger RNA of Dipodomys spectabilis (banner-tailed kangaroo rat), 2414 nucleotides long. It is a transcript of the gene Gas2l1, whose product is annotated as growth arrest specific 2 like 1. NCBI's taxonomy places the organism in Eukaryota, Metazoa, Chordata, Mammalia, Rodentia, Heteromyidae. The record is from RefSeq and is a predicted model, not a curated record. Gene Ontology annotation, cellular component: stress fiber; microtubule plus-end; cytoplasm. The transcript has 6 exons. Bases 75 to 2126 code for a protein of 683 amino acids. Gene Ontology annotation, biological process: microtubule bundle formation; actin crosslink formation; regulation of microtubule polymerization or depolymerization. Gene Ontology annotation, molecular function: cytoskeletal adaptor activity; microtubule binding; actin filament binding.
CCGGCCCGGCCCCGCCGGGGCGAUGCUGCCCGGGGCCGCGGCGGGAUGAGCCAGUGACGCGCCUGGCCCCGGGCAUGGCGGACCCAGCGGCGGGCAUCGCGGGCUCGGCCGCCAAGAGCGUGCGGCCCUUCCGCUCCAGCGAGGCCUACGUGGAGGCCAUGAAGGAAGACCUGGCCGAGUGGCUCAAUGCCUUGUACAGCCUGGGCCUGCCGGGCGGCGGGGAUGGCUUCCUGACCGGCCUGGCCACGGGUACCACCCUGUGCCAACAUGCCAACGCUGUCACCGAGGCCGCGCGGGCCUUGGCUGCCGCCCGCCCAGCCCGAGGUGUGGCCUUCCAGGCCCACAGCGUGGCUCCCGGCUCCUUCGUGGCCCGGGACAACGUGGCCACCUUCAUCGGCUGGUGCCGCUCGGAGCUGGGCGUGCCCGAGGUGCUCAUGUUCGAGACCGAGGACCUGGUGUUGCGCAAGAACGAGAAGAGUGUGGUGCUGUGCCUGCUGGAGGUGGCCCGGCGCGGGGCCCGCCUGGGCCUGCUUGCCCCCCGCCUGGUGCAGUUCGAGCAAGAGAUCGAGCGGGAGCUGCGCGCCGCGCCCCCGGCCUGCGACCCCUCGGCGGCCGGGGACAAUGUCAUCGAGACCCUCCCUGCGCCCGAGGCGCCCACGCGUGGGCCCCGAAUGACGCCCAGUGACCUGCGCAACCUCGAUGAGCUGGUGAGGGAGAUCUUGGGCCGCUGCACCUGCCCGGACCAGUUCCCCAUGAUCAAGGUGUCGGAGGGCAAGUACCGCGUGGGAGACUCGAGCCUGCUCAUCUUCGUGCGGGUGCUGCGGAGCCACGUGAUGGUGCGCGUGGGCGGCGGCUGGGACACGCUGGAGCACUACCUGGACAAGCACGACCCGUGCCGCUGCGCUUCCACCGCCCACCGCCCGUCCCAGCCGCGGGCCCCGACCUUCUCCCCCCAGAGGGUGUCCCCCAGCCCCAGCCCCCGGCCUGGCAGCCCCGUCCCCGGCAGUGAGCGUCGGGGCUCCCGGCCCGAAGUGACUCCCAUUAGUUUACGAAGCACAAAGGAGGGGCCCGAGCCCCCGCUCAGCCCCAGGCCCCGGGACCAGCUGCCCCCCCUGCCCCGCUCCCGCCGCUACUCCGGGGACAGCGACUCCUCCGCCUCCUCCGCCCAGAGCGGCCCCCUGGGCGCCCGCAGUGACGACGCGGGCACCGGCGCCCGGAGGGAGCGGCCCAGCCGGCGGCUGACCACCGGCACCCCGGCCUCCCCACGACGGCCGCCCGCCCCCCGCAGCCAGUCCCGGGAGCGGCCGGACCGGGGGCGUCCCCGCGCGGCCCCCGGCGGCGGCCGGGGAGCGCAGCUGGCGGCCCCCGGCCCCGCCCGGCGGGCCCGCAGCCAGAGCCGAGACGACCAGGCCGCCGUGCUGCUCGUGCGCCGGGACCGGGACGGGCAGCACUCGUUCCUGCCCCGGGGCCGGGGCGGCGGGGGCUCGGGCAGGUGCACCCCGCAGACUCCGCGUGCCCGCAGCCCCGCGGCGCCCCGGCCGCCCCGCGUCUCCAGCCCCGCUCCCGAACUGGCUGCCACACCCGCCAGCCUCUUCCGCACACCCCUGCAGCUUGACCCGCAGCAGGAGCAGCAGCUGUUCCAGCGCCUGGAAGAGGAAUUCCUGGCCAAUGCUCGCGCCCUUGAGGCUGCUGCCAGCGGGACCCCCACCGGACCUGCCCCCGACCCGGCUAGGGCCCCGGAUCCUCCGGCACCCGACUCGGCCUACUGUUCGUCCAGCUCUUCCUCUUCCUCGCUCAGCAUCCUGGUUGGCAAGUGUGGGCAAGCGGGGGACUCCGGCCGGACAGCCAACGGGAUGCCUGGGCUCCGCAACCAGGCCCUAUCCAGCUCUUCCGACGAAGGCGGCCCUUGCCUUGGCAUGGGGGCGCCCCUAGAUGCACUUGGGAGCCCCCUGCCGGGCCCAGAACCCACAAGGACCUGGGCACGGGGCCGGAUGGACACACAGCCAGACCGUAAACCCUCCCGCAUCCCCACGCCUCGGGGCCCCCGCCGCCCGUCCGAACCCGCGGAGCUCGGGGCCUGGCAAGCCCUUCACUCUGUCACCCCGAGAGAUGAGCCAGAUUCCUGAAUGUGAUGGAUCAUUCCAGCUGCUCCCCAAACCCACUCCUUGUUAUUUUCCUUUGUGGCCUUAACCUGCCCUUUGCAUCAGGGAGCCCCCUACAUACCAGACCUCACGGGACCAGACCCCUCGGGACCACGCGGCACAAUGGGACCUGCUGUACAUUCCGGUUGGGGGGGAUGAGCAUUGCUAUUUAAUUACUAAUAUUAUUGAAUGCCUUAGAGGAGGCCGGCCCAGCCCGGUGUCCUGAGGACCAGCGGUUCAGCAGAGCCUCUGACAGUAAAGUUUUGCUCCAGC